Molecule: messenger RNA, 1189 nt
Organism: Xylona heveae TC161
Lineage: Eukaryota; Fungi; Ascomycota; Xylonomycetes; Xylonales; Xylonaceae
Product: Phosducin family protein
Exons: 4
Coding region: 70-831 (253 amino acids)
Biological process (GO): protein folding
Cellular component (GO): cytoplasm
Source: RefSeq, a predicted model, not a curated record
AACAACAUUGAGCUUCAGACAUCUUUCCCUCUCAAUUACAGCUCUUUCUUUCUAUAGAAGUUACCCAAGAUGGACAUGCCAGUGAAUGUCCCGGUCGACGACCCCAACGCCGACACAGAAUGGAACGAUAUUCUUCGCAAGCACGGUGUGAUACCAGAAAAGCCUCCGUCUCCAACUCCUUUUAUCGAAGAAGCGCUUGUUGAAGCGCGACGACUUGCACAUGAGAACCGCCUCGAAGGAAAGGAACUCGAUGAGCUCGACGAGCUCGAAGAGGAAGAAGACGAAGAGUUCCUCGAGAAAUACCGGCAACAGCGCAUGGCCGAGCUCUCCACUAUCUCCGCCGCCAGCGUACACAACCAAGUAUACCACCUGCAAAAGCCCGACUACUCGCGGGACGUGACCGAGGCGUCUAAGAAAUCCUUUGUCUUCGUCAACUUGACUUCCUCGCUGGGUACGAACGUCGAGUCGCGCAUCCUUACUGAGCUCUGGCGCGAAGCUGCCCGGAGAUUCGGAGACGUCAAGUUCGCCGAAAUGCGCGCCGACAUGUGCAUUGAGGGAUACCCAGAGCGGAAUACACCCACGAUAUUGAUAUACAAGGACGGAGACAUCCAGCGGCAGAUUGUCACGUUGAGGGAGUUGAAGGGCAAGCAAACGAAGCUGGAGGAUAUCGAACAACUCCUCAUCUCCGUCGGCGCCGUGAAGCAGACCGAUUCCCGACUAAGCAAGAAACCCGGCGACGAAGACGACGACGGCCAAGACAAGAAAUCUAGCCUUCGCAGCUCCGCUCGACCGACUAGAGCCGGGGAUGAGUCUGAUGACGAUUGGGACUAAAGCGUAUUAUACCAUUUUAUUUGAUAUGCCUCAAGCGGUUUCCCUCAUGUCCAUUUACCCUUUUACGACUAUCCUUUAGAUGCAUUUCCACCGCGGGUGUAUUCGUUAUGUAUAUAAGGUACGCGAUUUUGUCAACUCGCAAAAAGAAAAAGCGCGGGCUUGAGUUUUACUUUGCUAGGAUUGCUAUCUAUCUAGAGCAUGGGCCUUGACGCAGCGGGCUGCGUUUUUCAUUUUCCAUUACUUACAAUGAGGUUUCGUAGCUACUCAUAGCUACGUUGGCCUGCGAUCAUCAUUACGCGGUAUAUAAACAGGAUCAAGCUCACGUUGGACAAAAAGUUUGGUAGUAUUCCCGGAAUUG